Cricetulus griseus (Chinese hamster) is the source of this 813-nucleotide messenger RNA. The record is from RefSeq and is a predicted model, not a curated record. Lineage: Eukaryota; Metazoa; Chordata; Mammalia; Rodentia; Cricetidae.
CCUGGAAGGGAGCCCUGUGAUUGGCCCAGAGCCGCCAUAAAUUACCCAAUCGCCGCUGAGCGGGGAGCUUCGGCGUCGCUGCGUACGCGGGAACAUGGCGGAUCGCCUCACGCAGCUGCAGGACGCGGUGAACUCGCUUGCAGAUCAGUUUUGUAACGCCAUUGGAGUAUUACAGCAAUGUGGUCCUCCUGCCUCUUUUAGUAACAUUCAAACAGCAAUUAAUAAAGACCAACCCGCCAAUCCCACAGAAGAGUAUGCCCAGCUUUUUGCAGCACUGAUUGCACGAACAGCGAAAGAUAUUGAUGUUUUGAUAGAUUCCUUACCCAGCGAAGAGUCGACAGCUGCUUUACAGGCUGCUAGCUUAUAUAAGCUAGAAGAAGAAAAUCAUGAAGCUGCUACAUGUCUGGAGGAUGUUGUUUAUCGGGGAGACAUGCUUCUGGAAAAGAUCCAAAGUGCGCUUGCCGACAUUGCACAGUCACAACUGAAGACCAGAAGUGUCACCCGUAGCCAGUCGCUUCCAGAUUCCUAGCAACAACAGAAACAGGUGACUGAGAAAAUAACUGUUUGAAGGGCACUAAGAGUACCGCCUCAGAUAUGGGCUUAAGUCCCUCCAACAGCUGGGGGGCAUCAUACGCUGUGACUGUUUCCUUUUUUACUAGUUUUCACUCUCGAUAUUAAAAAGCUUUAAGAUUGCGAUUGCAAUUGAGUCAUCCUCAAACAUCAUGUCAUUUUUUUAUCUAUCUGACUAGAAUUUUCAAGGUAGAUACUGUACUAAUGUUCAUGCUAUAAUUAAAAAGCUAUACAAUACAGCUC